This is a messenger RNA of Physcomitrium patens, 1930 nucleotides long. RefSeq lists its product as uncharacterized. Gene Ontology annotation, molecular function: RNA binding; pseudouridine synthase activity. The record is from RefSeq and is a predicted model, not a curated record. NCBI's taxonomy places the organism in Eukaryota, Viridiplantae, Streptophyta, Bryopsida, Funariales, Funariaceae. Gene Ontology annotation, biological process: tRNA pseudouridine synthesis.
AGGGCCUCUCGUCGCAAAGCUUCACCGAGCUGCAACUCCAUUGCCCAGAGCUUGUCAUUGAAGGUGCGAGAGAGCUGUGAAGAAGCGAAGGGCCCAAGGGGGCGGAAUGUCACUCUCGCGCACUGGUGCACGUAACGAUGUAAGACACAGUAUGUAAAAUCCUCGCUUCGUUGUCGGAAUUCGAGACAGGCUUCGAUUCACAGAAUUAGUUUGCAAGGGCACUCACUAUCCACGACAGUCUCACACGUUUGUUGUGGGAAUUCAAUGGGUGGGUGAUGGCGAGAUUUUUCCAUAAUAGCAAUAGAGAAUUAUAAUGAAUCCUCCGUUUGUACCCACCACAAAGAUGCGCCCAAAUUCGAUGUGCUUGGGAGAGGAUUGUGUGGUUUGGAGGUUUAGGGUUUUGCGGUUGUGUGCUAGUGCUUAAGCUAGGGGCUGGUAUCAGUAAAGCAGGGCAUCAGCUAUGGUAACGGUGAUGCGGAAUUGUGUCGCCGACAGCCCACUCUGGUGCGGUCGUUUCAAACCUUCGCAUGUGUGUGCUCCGCUCCGAGAGCAGAAGCAGGUGCGUCCAUAUGUGAAGUACGUGUUUCGAAAUUGCUCUACAUCUGGUAGCCUCGAGAGGCGGGAUGAUUUAGUGGAGAAAACGCAGCCCGGUUGGAAAUGGCGAUUGGUGAUUUCAUACGAUGGCACACAGUAUUCAGGAUGGCAAAUUCAGAAGAACUAUGUCUCCAUUCAGGAAAAGGUCGAGGAUGCUCUGUCAAAAUUUACGCGGUUGCCACGCGAUGAGCUGAAACUUGUGGGAGCAGGUCGCACUGAUGCCGGCGUCCACGCCUGGGGUCAGGUUGCGCAUUUCACGACACCUACUUGCUUCUGUGAUUUGGAACCGUUGCACACGUCGUUGAACGGCAUUCUCCCGCCUGACAUUCGAAUACUAGAAGUAUCCUCUGUCCAGCCGGACUUCCACGCCCGGUAUUCGGCAUGCCGCAAAACAUAUCAAUACAAAGCCUAUGUGUCGCCAGUGAUGGAUCCCUUUCAACAUGCUUACGCGUAUCACAUCAAAAAUUCCGUCAAUAUUGCUGCAAUGGAAGAGGCUGCCUCAUAUUUUGUUGGCACUCACAAUUUCUCUGCAUUUGCUAACCAUUCGGCUGACACCGCAUCGCGAGACACUCUUCGCGAUCUUUUAAGUUUUACCGUUUCAUCCAUAGGACCGCAGUUGUUGUUUGAAGUAGAAGGGAAAUCCUUUAUGUACAAGCAAGUGCGUAAUAUGGUCGGAUUACUGGUUCAGGUUGGAAAAGAACUAGUGCCUCCAAGCAUGGUGAGGACGAUUCUGCUGACGGAAGAUCGCCGAGAGCUAGCUAAAAUUUCUCCAGUUGCACCUGCACACGGCCUGUACUUGAUGUCCGUAGGUUACGAUGACAAAGUGCUUAGACCGGUACCCAAUGCUCCGAAGGCCAGCUUUGGGCGGUGGCUUCGUUACCCAGUGAGCAUAUCAGCUUGAAACAGGGUGGUGGUACGAAACAUUACAAUUAUGUUGUUGUGAAGAGUAAUGACUCUUUACAUAAGCCAAGACAGGCCUAUGCCGUGUACAUUACAUUUAGGGUUCUUGAAUUUCCCAUGUCAGUGCGCACUAGAUUCCCUGUUCACGGACGAUUUGCAAGUACUGAGAACUGGACUUUGGCCUCGUUGAGGUUCAGUAUAGUUUUCUUCACAAGUAAUACUCUUCUAUUCUCUGGGCGGGGCCAAUCCCUUAUCCUGAAUGCAGUUGACAUAGGUUGAUUUGUUCUACUUUGAAAGCACCUAGUUCUACUUUGAACAACUGACCAGACCUUUUCAUGCAAAAUUGAAGGUUUUGGACCUUCAGAUGCUCUACAAUGUUUACUUGGUUCAGCAUUCAGACCUGAAUUUGCCAAGCACACCGGAUGUUGUAGUUUAA